Molecule: messenger RNA, 1749 nt
Organism: Ceutorhynchus assimilis (cabbage seed weevil)
Lineage: Eukaryota; Metazoa; Arthropoda; Insecta; Coleoptera; Curculionidae
Source: the annotation of a GenBank genome assembly
AUGGCUCUAGUUUUUGUGUUGAUGCUAACGUUAGCGUUGGCUCUUGCAGCACCCGAUUGGACCGAUUGUCCUUCCCCGUGCCACUGUAAAUGGAUUUCCGGGAAAAGGACCGCUUUCUGCAAGAAGCAAGGCUUAACCCAAGUCCCAGCCUAUUUGGAUGAAGGCAUGCAAGUCCUGGAUUUAUCUCAAAAUUCCAUACCGAAAUUGCAGAAGGCAGCAUUUCAAUCUGUGGGUCUGAUUAACCUCCAGAGGAUUUAUUUGAUGAAUAGCGGCAUUAGCGAGGUACAUCAGGACGCGUUCAAGGAACUAAUUAUCCUUGUAGAGAUAGAUUUGUCUAAUAACAAUAUUAUGCUUUUACAUCCUCAAACAUUUUACGGAAAUGAACGUUUAAGGAUACUUUAUCUUAAUGGUAAUCCUCUACGACAGUUGACAAAAGCUCAAUUUCCCGUUUUACCGCAUUUAAGGAAUCUGGAGCUGGAAGGAUGCCAGUUGCAAUUUAUUCACCGGGAUGCAUUUGAGCACCUUACUGCAUUGGAAACUUUAAAUCUUAAAAAUAAUUUAUUACGAAACUUGUCGGAGGCGACAUUCAUGAGUUUCGCCCAUUUGAAAACUUUGAUGCUCGAAGGUAAUCCUUGGAAAUGCAACUGCGAACUUCGAGGUUUUCGAAACUGGUUUUUGGCUAGUAAACUUUAUUCCGUGUCCCAGUUGUGCUAUGAGCCGGAAAUCCUAACAGAUCAGCGUUGGGAAGAUGUCGAUUCGACGGAAUUUGCAUGUGUACCACAAGUUUUUGCUUAUCCACAGCAUCAAGUGCAAGCGGAAGCCAGUGGAAAUAUUAGUUUCGGUUGUCGCGUAAUUGGUGAUCCAGAACCAAAAGUAUCCUGGUUAUUUGAAGGUCAUCCAAUCAAUCACACUUGGCUUGUUAUUGAAGCUGAAGAAGGACUAUUGGAUAAGUGGGUGAAUAUCACAGUUUACAACGUUAGCGAAAUAGAUGUCGGAUUAUAUACUUGCGUGGCGAAAAAUGUGCUUGACUAUGCGGAAGUUAACGUCAGUUUGGUGUUGCCUGAAGUUGUAACCGCUACAACUCUCAGCAAAUCAGAGUCGGUGGUGGUUUGGUGGGGCUUAAUAUUGAUCGGGAUUGUUUUAAUACUGUCUACUGUGAUAACUGUUUCAGCAGUGUGUUGUGCCCGCAACAGGAACAAUUUGCAGGGUCGUAACAUUCAAGCGAGUGUAAGCUUUACGGACCAAGAAAAAAAACUGUUGGAUGUGAGUAUCGCUACUACCACAGAUAGGGGGACCGGUAGUUCGGAAGCUAUCGGUCCAGAAAUGGACAUGAUGGAACCACCAGUGCAUAUCACAAUCGAGCGCGAGCCGCUUCCAAUGGUGGUUUUCCCACCGCCACCCGAAUUUUCCACCAGUACCCUUCCGGCUGGUGCGUACGGGAACAUUUUCAUUUCAGUUUCGGUAAGUCGCGAUCCAAAUAUCGUGGACGUUUCCAGGUGUCCGGACUUACUCGAUCUGCCCCACAGACCAAAACCAAUAUACCAUGGUAUGGCGACGCUUCCUCGAAGACCAUUGCCCGUACCGAUGAAGUAUGAUAAUAUGGGUCCACGAGUGACAGCCGGGGGUAGUUGUUCGACGUUGUCCUUGCCAGACGCUACUGCUGAUCCAAAGCUGACAGAGCUCCCUGCUAAUCCCAGCAAGUCUCCCCUUUGUGUCCCCGUUAUCGCCCAAGAAUUUGUCUCUCUCUAA